CUGCCUUCCGGUCGAGCGUCACCGCCAACCAGAGGUCGGUCCAUCGUCAGUCUGUCCAUUGAACCUCUGCAUCUCUACGCGCCUUGUUAUCUGCGCCUUCAAUUAUCGGCUCUGGUCCGCAGAGAGUCUGCCUUGAGGUGUUGGUCCGCACCGCCCUUUCCCCAACUUGUUUUUUUAUUAUAUCGAGAAGGCUACCGCCCUGAACGAUGGAUGCGCGAACCCGCUUGCCUCGACGACCCUUCCUCGCCUGAGCGACGCAUCACCAGCACCGGUCCGCGCCGCGAUAUCCUCGAAUUCGCCGGCACCCCCCGGGCUCCGUGCUUCAAAUUUCUGGAAUUAUCCAACUUUUUCUCCAUUUGGCCGUCGGUAACCGCCCGCGCGCGCCCAGCUCCCGAUGUGAAGCCUUGCCGAACCGCCCCCCACUCAUAUCCACCUCCAACCCACAAGAUGCAUCAACAGUCGCGUCACCCGCCGCGGAUGUAUUCCCCGGCUUCCUCCCCACAGACAAACCCAGCACGGACAAACAACCCGAGGGAACGAGCAAGCUCCGCCGGACCUGAUGCGCCCCCCGUUCACGAAAAGGUUGCAGAGAGCCCCGGGGCUGUGGGCCCUGGGCCGAGCAAGGAGUCUGUCAAGAAGCUCGACCAGAUUGUUCAGAACUUUUUUGCCAAAGCAGCCGUGCUGAUCCUCCAGUCCCGGCUGAACACAACCCCCGUUGGCUGGAAGAGAGAGGACGGGAGGAAACCAAACCAAUGGUUCUCGAUCGAAACGGAUGAGAUAGAAGACUUCCGGGACGAGCUUCGGGUGUACAGGCUGUCAGGCAGCCUCACGAACCGGCCUCCACCGAUGAUUAUCGAGACGUACAUCGACGCCUCCAGGUUAUCUAGCAGCCAGAGUCUGGUAGUUGUUGAUGGCAAUGGCAAGAGAUGGGAUGUGUUGGAGGCUCUGAAUUUGUCCGAGUCAUCAGGCGACAGCCCGCGAAAAGCACAUGCGCAGAAACGCAACACCGAGGUCAUUCUAGAGCGAUGGAGGUUCGAGCUAAAGUGUCCGUCAGAUGACACCGCCGACCGUGUUGAUUUCGGUCCCGUCCUACCGACCGUCUAUAAGCGGGCCAUCGUCUUUUUCAGGUCGCUCUUUGUCACCACUCGGAUCAUGCCGUGCUGGAAGUAUUCGCAGCAGGCUCUGGCAAAGGGCAUCCAUCCCGCCCUCGAGGUCAAGUGCCGAGUCCUGACCGCCGAGCCCGAAUACACCGGGUACGAUCCAUUGCGGCAACCACUGCACGACAGCAGAGACCCCGUCACCGAAUACGUCUUCUCCGAUCUAGAGGUGCCCGUGGGAUGCUUCUACUCCUCAGUGACGUACCGGAAUGACUGUAGCUUUCGAGUCGAUGACGCGGAGUCCCUGCUGAGCUCCCGAUUUAUGGGGAUCGAUGAGAAUUAUUUCAAGCCGUCGAUGCCCCCAAGACGAGAGCUUGGCAGAUCCGACUCGCAUGCGGAACCGGGCUCUCUGCCCUCUCAGCGCCACGGCCGCGGGUCGCAGGAGCCGCAGCAGACCUACGGCAGUCUGUCGACGUUCCACGGUGAAGGAGCGCUAGGGACCAGCCCAAUAACCGCUCUUCGCUCAGUGCGUCCAAUCGGCUCUGAUAGCAGCUCCCCUUCGGCUUCUCCGUCGGCGAGCAUAGAACAGCCCGAUCCGCCUCAUUCAUUACCGAUCCGUGGCGCCGCAGCCCGGCCCACCGUCAGGACAUUGGAUGUGGCCGGCAGGCGCCCGUCGCUUUCGUUCCAGCCUUUCAAGGCCGGUUCGCUUUCCGGGUCUCCCAAAGUGCCGGAAACGGAGGCGCCGUCGUCUCCUCAGUCGCUCACGCGACCCGGUCUGGCUGGACCCUCAAGGGCGGGGAACCGUUCCUCGCUCAUCAUAGGCAUGGCGGCUUCCUUGCGUGGCCCAUCCGCGCCGCAAGAGAUCCCCUCCGUCACGGGCUCGCCCAGGCCGACCAGCCGCUACAGCAGCAGCUUUUCGCAUCGCCGGGGCCGGCCGUCGUUCGGCGGCCAGAGCAAAGCCGACGAUGACCAAGCAAGCAGCGGGAAGCAGAGUCUCUCCUCCUCGGCCCAGCCGGGCUCAGGAUUGCUGACCGAGGCUGGCGGCGUCGCCAGCUCGGGCUCGUUUGCCACCGACGACGACAACAUCUCGGAGUUCUUGAAGGCGCUGGAGAGCCGCAAGACGCUCAAGAGCUUCGAGCCGAACACAAAAGGAGAGUCUCUCGCCUCCAAGCGGACAGCCGCCCAGCUCUCCAAAUUCCAUCUCAUGCGCGAGUCCAACAACGUCCUCACCGAAUCCAUGACCUCGUCCAUGCACCUGCAGCGCUCAUCAACCUCGUCGAGCCGGCAGUUGACCAACGUGCCGGGCAUGGUCAAUCCAGCUUCGAUGUCCAUCUCCUCUUCCCCUGGCAAACCGCUCUCGCCCCACACCCCGCACACGCCCGCCAUACCCUCUCGCCUCAGCGAGAACUCCAUCAUCGAUUACCAAGCACAGGACCAAGGCGCCGCCGCCCGCGGCCAAGGCAGAAGCAACAACAUGGCGCCCAGCGGCGAGGAAGAAGAGCCGGUCGAAGAAGAAGACGAUGGCGAGACGCCGAUGACAACCCAACAAGACGGCGCCGGCCGAACCGCAGCGGCAGGUGCCGCAACCACCACGUCCACAGGCACAACCGCCAUCGAUAUCCCGCUGUCCCCGCGCCUCCUGCACAACCAACAUCGCCAUCACCACCACCAGACCCACCACGACGGCAGCGGCGCCAACCGCCGCGCAAGCUCGGUCGCGCACCCGCAGCACCGACACCGCUCCAUCGCGGGCGACGCCGACGCCUACCAGCGCAGCGCCAGCGUCGAGGACGCGUCGGGAAGCGGCACCCGCGAGGUGCCCUCCCUCAGCACGCUUCUCGCGUACCAGCGCCAUCAACACCAAGAGCAGCAGCAGCGACAGCGCGCCGGGAGCGUCGCUGACGCCGCCGCCGCCACCGAGGCAGCCGCGGCCGGGCUACAGAGCACCGAGUCGGCCUCGGCGCCGUCGGUCGAUGCCGUCGAGGGCCCGACAACCACUGGCGGCGGCGGCGCUGCUGCUGCUGCUGUUGCGGCUGCUGGCGGUGGUAGUGGUGAAGGGAGCAGUGGCAGCGGCCCGCCCCCCAGACCCGGGUCGGGCGGCAGCUUCAGGGGCGUGCGGUACCCCGUGCGCGGGGGCGGCCGGGUGGGCUCGUUCUCUUCGACGGCUACCGGCGGCGGCGGCGGCGGUGGCGGCGGCGUCGGGGGGGUGUCGCUGGGCGGCAGGUAUGCGGGCAGCGUCGAGGGCGCGGAUGAGGAGCCGCUUUUGUUUCCGAUGAGCGAGUUUGAGAGGGAGUUGAGGCGGAGUUUGGAGGAGGAGCGGCGGGGCGGGAGUGGGACCGGGAGCGGGAGCGGGAGUGGGAGCAGGAGCAGGAGCAGGAGUGUCAGUGUCGGUGUCGGUGUUGGUGAGGCUGCGCGGCGUGUGGGCGGGGUUGCGCGUGGUGGUGGCGUUGAGGAUGGGGAUGAUGAUCGCUUUGAGCCGAGGGGGAUCCAGAGGAAGGGGUGGUGAUUUUAUUCUUUACUUUUUUCCCUUUUUUUCCCUUGCUCCUUGCUCAUCCCCUUCCUUCAUCUCUUGCUUCCUUUUUUCCCGCUGUGCCUACCUACCUACCUAGGUAUGUACCUACCGGCAUACUCUAUCUUGGGCUUGGGCAU
Molecule: messenger RNA, 3746 nt
Organism: Thermothielavioides terrestris NRRL 8126
Lineage: Eukaryota; Fungi; Ascomycota; Sordariomycetes; Sordariales; Chaetomiaceae
Exons: 3
Coding region: 448-3603 (1051 amino acids)
Biological process (GO): piecemeal microautophagy of the nucleus; autophagosome assembly; mitophagy
Cellular component (GO): phagophore assembly site; extrinsic component of membrane; Atg1/ULK1 kinase complex
Source: RefSeq, a predicted model, not a curated record